UCUGACACGUCACGUAACACACGUCAUCACGUUUGCGCCUCACUGUGAGCACCGGAGCAAGUACGUCCUGAUUCCUGUCAGUGUAGAUUCUCUAACUUGUGCUGCCGCAGUCAGACGAGACGACCACCAUGGUGCUGAACCCUGUCAUUUCCAAGCUCUCUGGCAAACUGGUCGUGCUGGCAAGUGGCUCGCCAAGGAGGCUAGAGAUUCUGCGUAAUGUGGGUUUACGAUUUGAGGUAGUGCCGUCCUGGUUUAAAGAAACCCUUGACAAGGGACUUUUCAAAGCACCUCAUGAGUAUGCAGUUGAGACAGCAAAACAGAAAGCCCUGGAGGUGGCCAGGAGGAUGCCUUUUAAACACUUGAAAACUCCAGACAUAGUAAUUGGAGCAGACACUAUCGUGGCUGUGGAUGGCAUGAUUUUAGAGAAGCCAGUAGACAAAGAUGAUGCCUACAGGAUGUUGUCAAGCUUGAGUGGUAAAGAGCACAGUGUCUUCACAGGUGUAGCAGUUGUCCUCUGUCACGAGAAAGAAAAUGAAGAAGUGGAUUACCAGCUGUUUGACUUCCACGAAGAGACAAAGGUGAAGUUUGCUGAUCUCUCAGAAGAUAUGCUGUGGGAGUACAUCAACAGUGGUGAACCCAUGGACAAGGCUGGCGGAUACGGUAUCCAGGCUCUUGGUGGCAUGCUGGUGGAAUACGUCCACGGAGACUUCCUAAAUGUUGUUGGUUUCCCCCUCAACCACUUCUGCAAGCAGCUGGACCUUAUUUACAACUGCAGUACUAACUCUGCAGGCCAGGAAAGUACACCAUCAUUCAGUCCUGUUCAUAAGGUGAAAAGGAAAGGCAGUAAAAGUGAAGUGGGUGAGCAUUCUUCGAAGUUGGUGAACAGCUUGUCUAAACAUACAGAUAAUGGGGAAUCUGAUGUCCGAGACAUUGAGAAAACAUUACCUCUGGCAUCCAGCAGAGGGCAGACAAUUGAGGAGGAGAGUGAGCCCAAAGGAGAGGACUUGCAGAGAAUAAUUGAUCUAAUGGAUGGAUUUAAAGCCUCAAAGGCACUCUUCACUGCCUCCAAGUUGUGUGUGUUUGACCUGCUUCAUAAUAGUCCAGGACUGGAUGCAGCAGCAGUGGCUCAGGAGAUCAAAGCUUCUGUGAAAGGGACUGAAUGCCUGUUGGAGGCUUGUGUGUCUCUGGGGCUAUUGAAGAGCAAAGAGAAUGAGUGCCACAAGUCUGUGUACGAGAACACAGACUUAGCUGUGCGUUUCUUGCAGUCUGAUGCACCGUACUCACUGCAUGGAUACAUCCAGCAUUGUAACAACACAAUAUGGCCUCUUUUCUCCCACCUGGAGAGUGCUGUGCAGGAAGGUACUCACCAGCAUGAGAAGGCCUUUGGCAAGAAAUCGAAGGACGUGUUUCAGGAUAAUUACUACAACAGUCAAGAAAGAAAGCUGAGAUUUAUGAAUGCCAUGCACAGCAUUGCAAGGGUUACUGGAACAGAUGUGGCUACAGCCUUUGACCUCUCUAGUUACAAAACAGCGUGUGACCUUGGAGGAUGCACUGGUGCAAUGGCCUAUGAGUUCACCAAAGCCCAUCCUGGUUUGUCUGUGACAGUGUUCGACUUACCUGCUGUUGUUGAGAUGAGUGAACAUUUUCAUCCGCUGCACAAAGACAGCAGAGUUUCAUUUGUAGCAGGAGAUUUUUUCAAUGACGAGUUGCCCAAAGCAGACUUGUAUAUCCUGGCGAGGAUUCUGCAUGACUGGCCUGAUGACAAGGUGCAUUCACUGCUGAGUAAAAUCGCGAGCACAUGCACACCAGGCUGUGGACUCCUGCUGAGUGAGAUCUUCCUGGAUGAAGACAGAAGGGGACCGAGUCGCGGUCUGCUGCAGGCUCUCAGCAUGAGCACAGGGAAACAGAGGAGCGCCACAGAAUAUGGUCUGCUUUUGAAGAGCCACGGUUUCACCACAGAACAUGUCAGACGUACAGACAACUUCCUGGAUGUUAUGCUCUGCAUAAAAGUGUGACUGUCAUCACUCUCAACAGCAGUUUAUGCAAGGAAGUGCGGUGCUCAUAGCUGAGACCAUGUUGGAUGGCCUGACGCCCUACUCUGCUCUGCAGUCUCUGAACAUGCUUGUCCAGACCGAGGGAAGUGAGAGAACGGAGGACAAGUACGUGGCCAUGCUAAGCAAACAUGGAUUUGGGAACACGCGUGUGGUUCACACGAAGAACUUCCUAGAUGCUUUUAUUGCCAUUAAAAUGUAGCAAUUUAAUCAAGCACACAAAUCAA
Molecule: messenger RNA, 2278 nt
Organism: Solea solea (common sole)
Lineage: Eukaryota; Metazoa; Chordata; Actinopteri; Pleuronectiformes; Soleidae
Gene: asmtl
Product: acetylserotonin O-methyltransferase-like
Exons: 16
Coding region: 129-2015 (628 amino acids)
Molecular function (GO): O-methyltransferase activity; nucleoside triphosphate diphosphatase activity
Source: RefSeq, a predicted model, not a curated record